AUGUGGCUUUCCGAGGAACCAGACCUGUCUACAGCACGGAUCUUGACGUUUGGCUACAACGCAAACUUUGCCGCGAGGAAGGAGCAAGCAUCGCUGACAAUCGGCGACUUCGCCAGUGACCUACUGUACCACAUGAAAUACAACGAUGAGGGUAACGAUAAGAUGGGUGAGGUGCCCAUCAUUAUCGUCGCACACUCGAUGGGAGGUCUCGUCUUCAAGAAAGCCUUUAUCUAUGGGCAUCUUGACGAGAAGUAUCGCAGUAUCACCUCUAGCAUCAAGGCUGUCCUCUUCCUAGCAACUCCACAUCGGGGCACUGAUCUCGCGAAGACUCUAAACAGAAUUCUUACCAACUCCAUGUUUGGGCACUCUUCGAAAGAAUACGUCAAAGAACUCGUAAGGGGUAGCACUACCAUCGAUGAGCUGAAUGAUACGUUUCGCCACCAUGCGGCGAAACUCCAGAUAUUUUCAUUCUACGAAACCUUUGCUACUGCCGUCGGACCGAUGAAUGUGAUGAUCUUGGAAAAGCAUUCGUCCUUGUUGGGCUACCAGGACGAGACUACAAAGCCUCUUAUGGCGAAUCAUCAUGAUGUGGUCAAAUUCUCUAGUCCGGAUGACCCGAAUUAUAAGGCAGUGCGGAAUGCUCUGCGCAGCAUCGUUAAAGCAUUCAGAGGUCCGAAAUCAGAUGAGAAUGAAACCGGGAAAGGUAUUGAAAUGAUUCAAAAAUGGCUGGGCGUGACUGGGCCACCUGAAGAAGACUUGAUUUCCCUUCGAUCUGUGCGGAAGGCAGGAACAUGUGAGCAUCUACUACAAAAGCCCAAAUUCGAAGAAUGGGUUGAUGGAAGUUCUCCUCAUAUCCUGUGGGCACAUGCUCCCCCGGGGAGUGGGAAGUCAGUUCAGUGCUCCUUUGUAAUCGAAUCUUUGCAGCUGCACCAAAAGAGCUGUGCUUACUGGUUCUUUAAGGAUGGCGAUGUUCAAAAGCGUUCCCUGAGCAAUAUGCUUCGGUCAGUGGCGUACCAAAUUGCUGUUAAAGACCAGUCUUUUUUUCAGGCUCUUAAUGAAGUUGCGAAGUCUGGUAUACAUGUCGAUAGAGCGGAUGCGAUGACGGUUUGGAGAACCAUCUUCGCCUCCAAGCUUUCAGCCAUCAGCUCAGUGCUGUAUCUGGUCAUUGAUGGGUUGGAUGAAUCAGAGUCGAGCAGAACAUUCAUUGAUCUCGUCUCGAACAGUAGCAUGCCACAGAGCAGUAUUCGAGUCAUUUUCUUCAGUCGGCCGUUGUCAAGCAUCAACCAAGCGAUCCAAAGAGCAAGGAAGCGAGUUACCAUCACAGACAUUGGCUUGACGGAUAAUUUGAAAGACAUCCGUCUUAUGGCUGCAGAUGAGAUGGAAUAUUUUCUAUCUAACGAGGAGCUUGAAGAUUUCAAACACGACAUUAUUGAAGAAAUCACGUCCCGCUCGCAAGGCAACUUUCUGUGGGCUAGUCUCAUCCUCCAAAUGGUCGUCGAUUGUCAUCGCCAAGAAGAAGUCAAACAAGUUCUGCGAGCUACACCAGAUGGUAUGGUCAAGCUCUAUCAUGGAAUGUCUAACGCCAUUGCAAAAAUCGAUCGAAAAGAAAACAUAAUGCUUUGUAGGAUACUCCUUUCUUGGGCCAUGUACUCCAUCAGACCUAUUAAGAUCGAAGAGCUCAUGGAACUCUAUCCCUCAGAGUUCCACAACGUUAUAGAUCUGAAACACACAAUCAGCGAAGUCUGUGGUCAGUUUGUGGUCAUCAACACCAACAAUCAGGUCGUGUUGGUCCACCAGACGGCACGAGAAUACCUCCAAGAUUGCACUAGACUUCCCUUCUCCCUCGAUGCGUGCGACGUGAAUGAAGAGCUCCUCUUUCAAUGUACAAAUUUCCUUUGCGAUCUGUCUCUGAAAAUAAAAGUCCGACAGCGCAAGACCCCCAUGUUCCUCUCAUAUGCGUCUGUCUCCUGGGCCCAUCACCUGAAUCUCUCUUCUGUUCAAUCUGACCGGGUACUUGAGAUCCUCGUGCGAUUCUUCAACGGUAGUUUUCCGUUGCCAUGGAUCCAAUCGCUCGCUAUGAAUGAGCACCUUUCACAUUUGGUAGCGGUGUCUUCCCAUCUCAUGAGUUUCGUCCGGCAACGGAGGAAAAUCGACGCGAUCAAGCCGCCAGCCCUUCUUCGCUCACCGGAGUUAUCACUGCUCGAAACUUGGGCAAACGAUCUCAUGAAAAUGACAGCAAAAUUCGGGUCUUAUCUGAUUGAUGAUCCCGAUGCCAUUUACAAGUACAUUCCUUCGCUCAGUCCAGAGAACUCGAUGCUUUACCAAAAGUAUGCGAAGAUAUCAUCGGCGACUAUCUCCAUCUCCGGUAUAUCCAUAACCAAUAUGAACUGGGAUGACUGUCUUGCCCGGGUGUCAAAUGGUCCCGAUUCUGCAUUGCAUAUUGCAGUGUCGGCGGAGUAUCUUGCCGUUGCGAAUGGUCGACCGAAGGGCAGGAUUCAGCUGUGGAGUAACGUUACUUUCCAAGAGCACUCCUCAUUCAAUCCUGGGGAGCCGAUAUGUUCCAUCUCCUUUAGUCAAUCUGGCUCGCUACUGGCCUGCUAUUGCCUGGAUAACACAUAUGUGUGGAGAGUGAAAGACCGGACUGUCAUCGCCAAAAUCGAAAGCCCUCGCCAAGAACGACCGAAAUGUUUGAAAUUUGGAAUAGACGAAUCGUUCCUCAUCAUUGUCACCGACACCCGUCGUGUCUACCGACUGAAUUUCUAUGAGGAUAGCUCAGCAUGGCUCCGAUUUGAUCGUUCUCUUCUAGAGGAAACUUCAAUACCAGAAGGGGCGUUUGUUAAUUCACCAUCGUCGGUCGACUUCAACCCAGAUAGCACACAGAUUGCCGUUGCGUAUCUGAACUUUCCUCUCGCUAUCUGGAAUCUUGACCCGCCAGAGAUGAUUGCCAGGUGUAGACAAAAUGGGAAUCAGGGGCAGACAGCGAAGACUAUUUCUUGGACCGGCGUUAACCGUGUGGUUUGGCAUCCAUUCAAUGGCCAAGUUCUCGGGAUCAACCGCCUCGGCGAUAUCUUCAAGUGGGGUCCGAUAGAUGACACCUAUGAAGAGGUCAAACGGGAGCUAGAUAACUGGCCAUCGGAGAUCCAGUGUUGCCGCAACGGGCUCUCGUUCGCUACUAGUGACAGCAAAGGCUCCGUCAGGAUCUACAACUACUCACAGAUGGUUCAGAUAUAUAAACUGACUUCAGAUGAUAUUAUGACGGCUAUUGCAUUAAGCCCGGACAGUCGUAGGCUCUAUGAUCUGCGAGUGUCCUGUUGCAAUGUAUGGCAGCCGGACUGCCUGAUUGGACUAGCCGAUACCAGCAUAGAUUCAUUUGAUAACAGCGAUAGUGUGACGAGUUCCGAACAAACCAGAAUAGACUGCACUGCGUCAGAUCUAGACGAGAAAAGCGGCUCUAUGUUAUCGUCGCCCACGUCCGAAUUCCAUGCCGAUACGAAGCCAAUGAUCACCGCAGUGGCCACCUGCGCCAGAAAUAAAGGUAUAUUCGCGCAUGCCACAGAUGAUGGAACGAUUGAGAUCUGUGAUAUAGAAAGCAAACGCAAACACUUCAUCACGGAGUGCACUUUCGGCAUGGACAUCAUCCACUUCACCCUGGCCCAGGGUGGGGAGUACCUCGCAUACUGCUUGCUUGAUGGGCAUGUCACGAUCAAGAGCAUCGACUCGUUUUCAAACCCGGAGAAAAUUUCCACGCAAACUGUCUUUGCUGAGACAAAGUCUAUCAGCCGCGGCCAUAUCAGACAGAUUCUUUUCGAUAGCAAAUCUGAACGACUGUUGGUCUGCGGCACAGAAAGACUUCAGGUCCUUCGUGUCGCAGACGGCAGCAUAGCUGCUGAGAUAGAAAUCGACCAAGCAGAUCCGCCUGCACGAUGGGACAAUCACCCAACAAAUCCAAGCAUCCUACUGGGAUUCACAGUCGGCAGAGUUAACGCAAUAUCUUGGGGUGCCCUCCAAUUCAAGUCUACCGUCUCGCACAAACUCGUUUGUGAGAGCUCCGAUAGUCAGCCGGAAUCAUCUCUGAAAUUGGAAGCUUUGGCACAAUCAUACCACCCGAAAAUGCAGCUCGCUACUAUCUCCGAGGACACCUCGAAUGGCAGGCUUGUUCGCUUUCUGCUGCUUGAUACCUCUGUGCUAUACGAAGAUCAUACAGAGUCCUCCUCUUCUGAUGAGAUCAGGGGUGUCGGUAUCCCGAUUCCUAUUGCCGAGUGCAUAGAGCAGCCGGUCGGGAUUCUUGCGGAUGGCCGACUCGUCUUCCUCGACAAGGCCCUAUGGGUAUGCACGGCGCAACUACGGUUACCAUCUGCGCACAGGUCGGAAACUACGGUGACAAGACACUUUUUUAUCCCUCGCGACUGGCUGAAUAGCGCGGGGCUGGUGUUAUGUAAGGUGCAGGCGGAUGGGAAGUUCUUGUCUCCCAGUAAGGUGCCUCGCCAGUCUCGGCUGGCAGAUGAUGCCGCGACAGCUGCCCUGUAUGCGACGCAUCCUGAGCGCAGGGCAUCUUACUCUACCCCGACCGUAACUAAAACCCAGUACAUCAACCGCGCGGUUGGUGGUACCCAAAAUCUCAGCCACGCCUCCGCUGCCUCGGCUCUCGCUCACGCGAAUCGCAAACCUGUCAAAGUAUGGCAGCCCCCGGCUAGGCAGCCUACCGCCGAAAAGGCGGCACUAUGCGUGAAGGACUACACUCCACCCCAGGAACCCAAGCCCACCACUCAGCACAGUUCGGAGGGGGUGGGAGCUGCAGCGCUCGCUGUUCGUGAACAGAGAGCUUCGGUGAGCCGGGAAUCUGCAUCUGCUGCCAACAGACGUGGCAGCUCAAUCGACCAGCAUACAGCCGUCGGGGGUGACCCGAACGAAAAAGCGCUCAAGGCUGCAUCGGGCGCCUUCACGGUCUCGCGUAAGAGAGCCGACUCGGUACCUAGUGACGGGGGUGCUACCUCCGAAAUUCCAUAUGACCCUUCAACAGGCGCAUUGCGAUAUUCCCGUGUGGAAGAGGAGGACCCCCUCGACCACUUAGACCCUGCCAUGGAGGCAAGCCGACUCCGACACAUGUCUAAUGCUAACCCGAAGAUGUAUACUUCAUCGCCACCUGUCGAAAGCGAAAUCAAGGAGCAAAAUUACAAGAACUCGCAGCGUGCUGCUGCUAUCGUAAUGGCAAAGGACAUGUACAAAGUCACCGGUACCAAGCAACAAUCCGGCCAAUCUGCUGCCGUCCAAGCAGCCCAAAAGGGACAGAGUCAAAUGGGCUACCGCAAGACCGUAUCUACCGCAGACGGAGAUGCCCUCCGGCGUGCGAUUGCUCUACAAGAGGCAGCACAAAGGCGAGCCGCCGAGAAGUUGGCCCUUAUGCACGAUGAAAAUGCAGAAUACCAGUUAUAUUAUGGCACCGCACCUCAGCCGCAACGAUCGCUCUUGACAUCCCGCCGCAAGAGAACUUCGAGCGAUACGGAGGUCUUACAGACUGACGCAGAGCAGUCACGGCAAAUCCGAAGCCAGAUGACUAACCUACAGGCCAGGUUAGGCCAGGUAGAUGAUCGUAAAACACAGGAUCGUGAAUUACUUAUGCAGGCUGCCCGCCGCAAUGUGGACCGAACCCUCCAGGACAUGGAAGCGCGAGUUUGUGCGGACACCGGCCGCGCCCCGCCUGCCUUGCAGAAGGAGUGGGACGAAGCUGCCCAGGCACGCGUGCGUCGGGAGGCAAAAGAUCUCAAAGGAGAAACUGUUCGCACCCAAGGUGAUAGAGUGAACAUCGGUGGCCAAACGUACAUGGACAUGGCCGAUGUCGAUGCGGUCGCUCGGACUCGCCUCCAGCCUGCUCUCGAUGAGAUCGCUGAGAAUGCCGAACAACGGAGGGCCAGGGAGAUCGAAGCCCGUCUGGACGCUGAAGAAGAGGAGAGACAUGCUGCUGUGGAGCGUGAACGCGAAGCUGAAACAAGAGAAAUAGAGAAGCAACAAAGAAGUUGGUUACCCUGUCGUCCUCCCUUCGAACAAACUCUGACCAAUAUAGGUGCAAACAAGCGCGAGAGCAAGAUUCCCAAAUUCUUCCUGUGGAGGAAGAAGGGUAAACGAGCUCGAGUUGAAGAAUCCGAGACCGAAGAGGCUCAAGCUGUCUCGCCCGUUAGCCAGGGAGCUGUAUUACAACAGCCUGUAUCAGAGCAGCCUGUAUCAGAGCAGCCUCCGAGUCUCGCCGCGGACAACAAUGCCUCAACGAAAACCAUCCCUGAUGAACCUUCUAUUCGGACAGAGCCAAGGGACACCACCACUGAGCCGGUUUCUGUUGUUGAGACAGAGCCACGGGAAAACGUCCCCGAGAACGCUUCUGUCGAGACAGAGAUUGCCGCUCCUGCCAUCGUUGUUGCACCUGCCUCUUCGGUCGCAGAGGCUGAAUCUUCCAAGCCCGACGAGAACGAUGUGCCCGCGGCUAUCCCACGGCGACCGACGCGAAGCCAGACCGAGCCCCUCGAGCUUGAGCAGCGAGAUGCAGCUGCCUCUGGUCCAACAGUUGUGCACUACUUCACACCACCAGUCACAAGCCCGCGUGCCGACGCCAAGCUUAAGAAUUGGUUCCGUGACCGUCUGGUCCGCCGCACCAGCGGUCCAGUCGCCGUUUAUCCCCGCCAGCCAGCUCCGGAGUUCAACACAGAUCAUGAACCCGCCUUUCAAGGUGGCGCUACUCUAACCGGCCGCGACGAGACUCGCGGGGCAGCACUUGGCUCACAUCCUCUUGGCGAGACUAUUCCGACCCAUAACAGGUCCUCGAGCUACUACAGCAACGACUUCGAUGUGACCAAGAUGAACAGUGCCGACUCAGCCACGGAGUCUACCAAGCAAAAUGGUAACGGCAAGAAGAGGGGCCGACUAAGCAGGGCCUUCCUAAAGACUGUCUCCAGUAACCAUGAUGAAGCUGGUUCGAACGAUGUUGACUCCCGUCGUGACUCGGGGGUUCAAUCGUCCCAGGAUGUCAACGGCACUGAUACCCAGAGUCCGCGGGAUGGUGCUACUGAUCAAGGUCUGGCUGUGCCACCUACUAUUGGUGAGAAUGUGAAUGGAAGAAGAGAAUCGAGGUUCGCCGAGAUCCUGUGA
Penicillium griseofulvum is the source of this 7137-nucleotide messenger RNA. RefSeq lists its product as uncharacterized. The record is from RefSeq and is a predicted model, not a curated record. Gene Ontology annotation, biological process: eisosome assembly. The transcript is spliced from 5 exons. NCBI's taxonomy places the organism in Eukaryota, Fungi, Ascomycota, Eurotiomycetes, Eurotiales, Aspergillaceae. The coding region runs from base 1 to 7137 and encodes 2378 amino acids. Gene Ontology annotation, molecular function: protein binding.